Molecule: messenger RNA, 847 nt
Organism: Striga asiatica
Lineage: Eukaryota; Viridiplantae; Streptophyta; Magnoliopsida; Lamiales; Orobanchaceae
Source: the annotation of a GenBank genome assembly
AAGCCACACACGAUUCAGAUUCAAAUUCAAAAAUAGAAUACAGCACAGCAAUGGCGUCGCAAAUGAAGGGUUUCUUCAGAGAGAAGAAGAAAUUGGGUGUCUCCAAAUAUCCGAAAUCAUCGAAUAAAACUGCGAAGACAAAACACUCGGGGACCUGCGGCGCCGAUGUUGUUCAGCCUCCAGCUCUUGUCGGCCAUGGCUCCUUCGAUCUUCAAGACGAGUAUGAUGACAAAGAAGAGGUUCUGAGGCAAUUUGACAUGAAUAUGGCUUACGGGCCAUGCAUAGGGAUGAGCAGACUUGAGCGCUGGAAUCGAGCUAAGGUCUUGGGCUUACACCCUCCAGAAUUAGUCGAGAAUCUGCUUAAGGCAAACGUGGCCAGCUCAGAAUGCCUGUGGAAUGGACGUGUUUAAGUUGGAGCUCAUUUUCGUUGCUUGCUGCUUGUCAAGGCCUUGUACUUCUUAUCCUCUUAUGUGCUUUAUCUGUCUGUAUUGGUUUGCUUCAAUUUGUUUCUUGUUGAUGCAUGCCUAUCCAACUUUAUCUUCUGCUUAGGUGAAACUUGCAAUUAAACCUAUAAUAUGUGUAUUCAUAUGUUUCAAGCCGCAGCACUGUGCUUAUAAUAAUUUAGUCCACUUAUGCUCUAGUUUGAUUUGUGUUUUCAUUUGAUAGUCCUUCAUUUUACUUAAAUUGCCAAAUUCAGUCGUGUUUCUUGUUCGAUUUUUGCUAUUAGCGGGACUGGCUUGUACGUGAGGCGAGAAAUAUGGGCUGGGUGCAUUUGAAAUACUAAAAAGAAAAGAAAAAGAAGAAGAAGAAGAAGAAAGAAAAACACAGUCAUGUAUCGAUAUUGUGA